GGAAGUGGCGGGUGCGCAGGCGCUGAGCGCGCAUUCGGGUUCCCGGUGCGGCGAUGGCGGUAGUGACGCAUUCGCUUACCAGAAAGACUGGCUGGACACUGAAUGUUAAUGAAUAGCUGAGCCCAGUGGCUCAUUUGCCCCUCUUUUUGAAGAUGAAUCCCAACAAUCCUUUUCAUGGACAGCAAUCUGGGAUUUUCCAGUCACCUUCUAGUAGUUCUGUAGGAACGUUUCAGGCUCCACCACGAUUUCGAUUUGGUCAGUCCUCAGUGUUUGGACAUAGCAGUGUAGGAACAGUACAGAACCCAGGUUUUGUGCCACCUGGCUUUCCUCAGCCUUCAGGGUUAGGCCAUGCCUCUCCAAGGCAAACCUUGGGGUUUGGGCCAGCCUCUGGGUUUAUACCAUCUUAUGGGCUUGGACAGGCUGCACAUUUUGUGCCUGCUUCUGCGCCAACUAGCUCUUCCAUCGCUAUUGACCAAGGAUUCAGUUUUAAACCACCAACUAAUCUUGGGACUUUUCAGAGUCCUCCUAACUUUGGGGUUGCAACUGGAGAAGCUUCAAGUAGUGGCUCUGUGGGAUCUGAGUUCAGCUUUAAAACACCAGAAAAUGCAAUGUUUAAACCAAUCCUUGGUGCUGUUUCUGAACCAGAGAAAGCACGAAACCAAAUCAUCACAGCACCUUUCACAUUUUCCCAUCCAGGGAGUAGUGGACAUGGAGGAUUGGCUCCUUUUGGCCUUUCUCAGGAGACUAGUAGCUCAGGUAACAGUACAAAUUUCAGUUUUUCAAAACCAGUUACCAGCACUAAUUUGCCAUCUUCCUUUGCCUCCGUCUUACCAAGCAAAACAACAGAGGAUGAGAAAAGGGGGCCAAAGCCACUUUUUGGAAGCCCUAGUAGCAGUUUCACUACUUUUUCUAGCUCAUCUGCUGGGUCGUUGGCUUUGGGAGAAAACUUCCAAGUCAGUAAAGCAACUAAAUUAGAACAUGAAGAUCUUCAGACUGAGCCACUUCCCAGUCUUGUAAAGGGAAUGAAAAGAAAAGAGGAACAAGAUCAUUCUCCAAGCAGACAAGAUUAUGAUUGUGGAGAGGAGUCUGAGCUUGCAUCUAAGAGUGACCGUCCUCCAGACAAGCGACCUGUUAGAUUAAACCGGCCUCGUGGUGGUGGCUUGUUUGGCCGAACAUUACAAGAUGUGUUGAAAAGCAAUAAAGAUGGUGGACGUAUUAAGAAAGAGACAAAAAAGGAAAGGGUCUCUUUGGAAUCUGGAGAAAUCGAACCAGUGGCUUCAUCUGGCUCAGGUCAACAUGUGUUUGCAAUACCACAGUCCUCAACCCCAUUAAAAGAGGAAGACUUUAAAGAGAAAACAAAGGAAGAUUCUGUUGUUGGAACUCCUGCACGUCGAAAUCGAAGUAGCGAUAGCGUAGACAGUCUCGGGGGUUUAUCACCAAACGAACUCACAUCAAUCCAGUUGAAAAAUGUCCCUGAGUUCCUUAAUGACAGAAAUGUUCUUGAGAAAUAUUUUGGUCAUAUUGCAAAAGUCCGGCGGAUAUUCACCAGGCGCAACAAAAAACUCGCUAUUAUUCAUUUUUUUGAUCAUGCAUCUGCAGUUAUGGCUAGGAAGAAGGCAAAAGGAUUUAAUAAAGAUAUAGUAACAUUUUGGCAUAAGAAGAAAACAGGUCCUGCUAAGAGAGAAUUUUCACCCAAGGAAAAAGCAGAUGAAGGUGAAGGAAGACAAAGCAAUGAAGAACAGAGCUAUGAACAUUCCCCUCUUCGCAAAUCUUUAAUAAGAUCCUCUGCUGGUAGCAGCCUGCCAAGUAAAAGUUCUCCAGCUAAGAAAUCUGCUUUUAUAAAGUCACUGCAAUUUGAAGCAGACCCAUUUGAUUCUGGGUCUGAAGGACAGAUCUCUGAGAGUUUGGGAACAUCAGCGUCUUCUCUCAGUAACUUAAUAGGAUCAGUAGCAGAGACUUCUGAAGAAAAAUAUCGCCUUCUGGACCAACGGGAUAAAAUCAUGCGGCAAGCCCGAGUAAAAAGGACUGAUCUAGGCAAAGCUAAAACCAUUGUGGGCACAUGCCCAGAUAUGUGUCCUGAAAAAGAACGCUACAUGAGGGAGACAAGGAACCAGCUCAGCAUUUUUGAAGUGAUUCCAGGAUCUGACAAGGUAGACCAUAGAGCAGCAAUAAAGGAAUACAGCAGGUCCUCAGCAGACCAAGAAGAGCCUUUGCCUCAUGAAUUGAGACCUUCAGAGGUGUUGAGUAUGACCAUGGACUAUUUAGUGACACAAAUCAUGGACCAAGGAGAAGGAAAUUACCGGGAGUGGUAUGACUUUGUAUGGAAUAGGACACGUGGAAUUAGAAAGGAUAUAACCCAGCAGCAUCUUUGUGACCCUCUUACUGUAUCUUUGAUUGAGAAAUGCACUCGCUUUCACAUUCAUUGUGCACACCAUCUGUGUGAGGAGCCUAUGUCCUCCUUUGAUGCCAAGAUCAACAAUGAGAAUCUGACUAAAUGCCUGCAGAGCCUGAAGGAGAUGUAUCAGGACCUGGGUAACAAGGGGCUUUACUGCAAGAGUGAAGCAGAGUUCAGAGGGUACAAUGUCCUGCUGAAUCUCAACAAGGGGGAUAUUCUCAGAGAAGUACAGCAAUUUCAUCCUUCUGUUCGGAACUCACCUGAAGUUAGGUUUGCAGUUCAAGCCUUUGCCGCAUUAAAUAGCAACAACUUUGUAAGGUUUUUCAAACUGGUACAAGCAGCUUCAUAUCUGAAUGCCUGUCUCUUACAUUGUUACUUUAAUCAGAUUCGCAGAGAGGCACUUAAGUCUCUCAACUUUGCCUACACUGUGAGCCCUCAACGAUCUACUGUCUUUCCUCUGGAUAGCGUGGUUCGUAUGCUUCUGUUCAAAGAUUGCCAAGAAGCUACACACUUCAUAAAUGAUUAUAGCCUGAAUGUGUCUGAUGGAUAUGUGGAACUGAAUCGCUCAGCUUUCCUGGAGCCUGAAGUAUUGCCCAAACCAAGGAAGUCACUGUUUAUAAAGCAGAAGCUAACUGUGUCAGUUGGAGAAAUUGUACACGGAGGGCCACUACCCCCAGUAGUUCACCACAUACCUAUAUGUAGCUUCAAUGGACAGAACAAAUACACUGGCGGGACUACUACUGUGGAGUCAGCAGGCAGCAGUCAGAAAGCCAGUAUAGAUAUGAAAGUUUUGGUUGUAGAAGGAAGAGCAGAAGAAAAAGGUUUGGAGUCUGAAGUGGCAGUGAUCCGAGUCCAGCCUCCAUGUCAGCCUUUGGCAUCACUGUUAUCUCGUCCUCCUGCACCAUUGCCUCCCUCUGCACAGUCCCCUUUCCAGCCUAUUGUGCAGCCUGAACUUGCUCCUCCAAAACUGGAGCCUGUAUACACAGACAUGGACAUAGCGGAAGUGGUGGAGAACCUUGUGCAGGAUGUCCUCAAAGGAGAAUGUAAAGAAAUUGGCAAAGCAGGACUGGCUUAUGUGACUGCAGCUAUGUGUGCCUCUGAUGCUGCCAUAGAGGAACUUGUGACUGAAGUGACAAUGGAGGUUCUUAGGCAAGUGGCAACAGAUGUAUUCAAUGCGGAAAGGGAACGAGUCCAAGAGGAAAAACGCAGAGUGGAGGAAGAGAGACGGAAGCAAGAAAGAGAACAAUUAAUAAAACAGUUGAGCCAGUCCCUGGGUACAGAGCUGACAGAAGAAGUAGUAAAAGAAAGUGUUCGGGAGACUUCAGCCAGUGAAUUAAAGUGUGCUUUGGAAAGGGAUCGCAGAGCUCGCAUUGCCCGUUGCUCCGAAGAAGUCUGUGCUGACAUCAUGGACCUGUUUCUGGAAGAGGAGAUAUUCCAGAGUGCUAAGGAGACGCUCCAGGAACUCCAGUGCUUCUGCAAAUAUCUGCAGCGAUGGAGGGAAGCAGUAGCGGCACGGAAGAAGCUGAAGCGUCAAAUGAGGGCUUUCCCAGCAGCUCCCUGUUGUGUGGAUCCGAAAAACAAACUGAAAGCAUUAUCCCCCAGUGCUGAGUGUCCCAUUGUGGAAGAGAACCUCGCUAAGAGGAUUGUAAACUUGGGACAUGCAGGAAAGCUGGGCAUCUCCUGCACUAGGUUACGGUGGCUGAGAAACAAGACGAUGCAUCAAAUGAAAGUUCAGUACCUUUACCAGCUGCUGCUCUGUGAUGCUGCCUGGACUCCUCUAGAUCUGCCCUCACUAAUCACUGAACAUAUCCAAGUUCAGCGAGAACAGGUAUUUUGGAAGGUGCUUUUGGUGUUGCCAAGCUAUGAAGAAUAUCCAGCAAAGGAUCCCAGCAGGAUACUAGCAGAUUGGUUGAAAGCCAAAUUUACAGCAGAUACAAGAUGGAAGGCUCAGAGAGAUGUAACCCCCAAUGUAAACGACAGAGUUCAGACGCUUGCAUUAUAUAAUUCUAUUAGUAUGCAAGAAAAUCAGGCUGUGCAUGUCAGUGUGUGCAUAAAGGUGGCUCAUGGCACCCUUAGUGACUCUGAGCUUGAUAUGGCUGAGACACAGAAAGAUCUGCUUGGAACCAGUGGUCUAGUCCUCCUGCUUCCCCCUAAAGUAAAGAGUGAAGAUGUUGCAGAGGAAGAUGUUUAUUGGCUUUCAGCUUUGCUUCAAUUAAAACAACUCCUUCAGGCUAAACCUUUCCACCCCAUAAUACCUCUGGUGGUCCUGGUUCCCAGUCAGGGAGAAGAGGCCACAGAGAAGGAAGUUGAAGAGGGUUUAAUGCUGCAGGAUUUGAUUUCAGCUCAGCUUAUAUCAGAUUACAUUAUUGUUGAGAUCCCAGAUUCUAUCACUGACAUGCAAGGCACCAGAAAGCUCUCUGAUGCUGUGCAGUGGCUAAUUGCCCAGUGUCCCAGUUCCCUAGAACUCUGCAGCCAAACCCUUCUACAGUACAUUGAGGAUGGUGUUAGCCAUGAAUUCAGCGAGCGCUUCUACCAUGAUCGGAGAGAGAGACGUUUGGCUGGCCUGCCCUCUCAGGAGCCUGGUGCCAUCAUUGAUCUGUACAAUAGUGUGCUGCAGUUUCUGGCUGGUGUGGCUUCCUCAGAACAGGUCUGUGACCUGUCCUGGCCUGUCACUGAAUUUGUGGAACCUGGGGGCAACAAGCUGCUUCCUCAUCUGCAAUGGAACACAGCGGAUCACCUGGCCUGGCUGAAGAAGGCAGUGCUUUCCUUCCAGAUCCCAUAUAUGGACCUUCCUCCUCUUGGUGCUCCCUGGCGACCUGUUUGCUCCAUGAUUUUUCAGUAUGCGUCCCAGAUUGCCAGUUGUCUCCAGACCCAGCCAGUAAUCCAAUCUCAAGUGGAAAAUCUGCUGAGCAAAACUUACUGCAAGUGGAGUGGCAGGCUGUUCGCUAGCUCAGAAGAGGAUGGCCCUUCAGUUGACGACAUCCCUUGGGAUGAUAUCCUGGCACUCUGCAUUGAUCAUAAACUGAGAGACUGGAAACCUCCUAAGGUGCCUGUUGCACCAGAAGCAGUGAGUAAAGAUGGCCAGAUCCAUGUGUACUUCUUCAAGGAACAUUUAAAAAACUUUACUGUCCCUUUUUCAUGGGAACAAGCUACACUGCAAACUCUGAAGGAGAUCCAGCAGGGACAUGGAAGGUCAAGGACAAAGUCUCCUCGGUCAUUUUCAAAACACUCUCCUGUCUCCUUGCCUGCAACUGAACAUGACAUCAGCUUGAGCACACAGUCAGGCCAUGAACUGAGACUUCCCACCGCAGCAGAUCUAACACACACAACCUCAGCCAAGGAGCUCCUCCCAGAGCAUUUGUCUUCUCAACUGCAGCUGGAGAAAAUUGAGAGCAAGAGGUUUGAAGAACAGCUGCACCAGUGGUUAGCUGAAGACACUGGACAACUCACAGACUCCUUGUCUCUUCCCUUCUAUCUCCCCCAGACACUGGUUGCUACACCUCAGAUUAUCCAUCCACUCAUUAAAACUUCCACACCCUGUAUCCCACAGGCUGGGAAUCAGGUGGAGGAGAAGAAGACAGCAGAGGGGAUGGGAACUUCUCUGUCAGACAAACUAAAACACUUGCAAAGACUGAUUAGAGCUAACAAGGAGGAGCAGAUUGCCUGUGAGCUUCACUUCUCUGCUGUGUUGGACAUGACAGAUAUUUGACUGGGGCUGAAACCACAAUGUGGAGCAAAAGAUCUCACAAAGGAGCCUAGGCUAUACACAUGUAAACCGCAGGAGUCUGCUCUCCUCCUUUCUAGACAUCCUAGAAAAAAUAUUUGACCAGGAAAGUUCUAGCGUGUCACCUUCUCCCAUAGACAAAAGUGAUUUCUCAGUCCUUGCCUAAGCAGCAUAGCCUUGUCCUUGAGUUCACAUUUGGUAUUUAGCUUGUAUUUGGAAGUUCUUGGACUUAUUUGCAGAAAACUGCCAUGUAUUACCCAGUUCAUAGGUUGUGGGUCACAGCUGGCAGAAGUUGAGGUAGUAGCUGAAAGGAGAACAAGAAAAUAUCGCAAGUGGGUUGAAUGAGAGUGUUUUAAUGAAGUGACAUUUGUCUGUGUGAUUUCAGUGAAAGAACAAUGCCAUGAAGUGGGUUGCUCAUAAAUUCAGUAAAGGGUCCUAGCAAGAAGAGAACAAUUUGACUCCAAACUGAACAAUAUAACCAGAAGUUUGUAGACAUUUGAGCAGCUUCGCUGGUGGUAAUGGGUUGUAGAACAUAUUGCUGUUUUUAUUUAGGUAUAGUUACGCUAUGCUUGAAGCAACAUACUAGGGCACAAAUCUUGAUGCCCUGUUUGAGAAAUAUUUGAUGCAUUUUCAUUCUCAGGAAGCCAUAAGAUUCUUCUACUGUUUUGUCCCUGAAUAACGCUUCCUAAGGUAGCUGAAGGGAUUUUGUACUAUUUGAUCUAAAUUCUGUUAUAUUGACAAUUUAUGGCACUGAAAAUAAGCUGAUCUAAUGUGUGGAAAGAGGUGCUGCUAAGAAGCAAGUGUGUGCUGUUUUAUUUUAAAAUAACCGUGGCCUUGGAGAUUUUCUUUUAGAGUAGCUGUUGCUGGGGGGGCACGUAAUUUUUAAGAAGCUAAUUACAUUGAAAGUUACAUAUUUUGGAUGAAAAUAAUACUGGCUACACAGAAAUCGUGUUCAAAUGAUUUUGUGGCUGAACUUUUUUAAUGGACCCUCCUCCCCCCCCCCCGCCCCUUAAAAAUCACAUUCUCAGACUGGUUUUGCUUGGUUCUCCUGAGCAUUGUUCCUAGCAAGUUUGGUAGUCUGCACUUUUUUUUUCCUUCCUCACCAGUCAGAAAUAUGUUGUCUCCUUUUAACACUUUAUUUAAAAUUCUCACUAGUUUCCCAAGGUUUUUACUUUCUUUCCCCAAGUCCCACAUUUUACACUUUUUUGUUUUAGCGUUAAAGCUUUUGUCCUGAAAAAACGCAUACUAAUUAUUUAAGUUAAACAUAAAAGGACUGCUGACAAAAGUGGGACUUGAAACUAAAAAAACUGAAGGGGAGGUUAUGCUUGAAGGCUGUUCCUUCUAGUAAAUCUUCAGACAUCUGUCAAAAUAGAACUUACUUUUGGUUAUUUUUUUAAAUGACCAAAAAGUAAAAUUAACAAGUCUUUAUGUUAUAUUGUUUCCAACAUGUUUUGCUCCCAGUGUUGCUGAUGCACUGUGUUUACACAGAAUAAGUGUAAUGGAAGUCUGUAAAUGGAAUAACGAAAGCCUUGAAAUAUUUUGAGAUCAUGCUUUAGUUGUGUACAAAGGCUGAUGUAAGCUGUUUAUAUCUAAUAAAAUGUGGCUUGAAUAGCA
Messenger RNA from Alligator mississippiensis (American alligator), 7733 nucleotides. It is a transcript of the gene MCM3AP, whose product is annotated as minichromosome maintenance complex component 3 associated protein. Gene Ontology annotation, biological process: mRNA export from nucleus. The transcript has 29 exons. Gene Ontology annotation, cellular component: nucleus; cytoplasm; transcription export complex 2. Bases 153 to 6104 code for a protein of 1983 amino acids. Lineage: Eukaryota; Metazoa; Chordata; Crocodylia; Alligatoridae. Gene Ontology annotation, molecular function: nucleic acid binding. The record is from RefSeq and is a predicted model, not a curated record.